Messenger RNA from Trametes versicolor FP-101664 SS1, 2108 nucleotides. RefSeq lists its product as uncharacterized. The transcript is spliced from 2 exons. Lineage: Eukaryota; Fungi; Basidiomycota; Agaricomycetes; Polyporales; Polyporaceae. The record is from RefSeq and is a predicted model, not a curated record. The coding region runs from base 34 to 1524 and encodes 496 amino acids.
CCGUCCUCCGUCCGCACACGCAGCAUCGUCCGCAUGUACGAAGAAGUUUGCCUCAUCUGCGGCAGGCCAGUCCUCGCCGACGGCCGUCCGUACUGCAGCGACCAGUGUGAGAGCACCGACGUUACCUCCCCGUCCGUAUCCACAACAAGCAGCGCACAACCAUCGCCUUUCUUGAACUCUACCGCAAACGUCCCCGGCGCACUCGCCGAGGUCCCCGCACUGCUUCCGUCCACUCUCGGCCGCUCUCUCAAAGACGCGCACCAGACGCACCGUGUCCGCCACUCGGUAUCUUCCUCAUCCAACUCUUCUGUCUCUUGGUCGGCACUCGAGGAGGACUACGAGGAGGAGUCUGUCAACCCCGCACUCUACAGCGCGGGCACCGACGAGGAGUUCGGAGUACACCCCGAUUACCUCUCCGCCGAGGCCGGAUCCUCGAAACCCUCGAGCUCCUACGGCAACGUCUAUCGUAACACCAACUCUUCCCUGGCGUACGUCCGUCGGCCUUCAACGACCAACAACCGGUCGAUGAUCCCUACUCUGCACCACCGGACGUCUUCGGCUUCUACCCCUUCAAGUAACGGUAUCUCACAGAGUGUGCCUUACUACUGCUCGACAGAGGAUGAUGCCUCCGACGUGCCCUCCGCCUCCGCCUCUUCCAUCUCCGGCCGGUCGGGACGCCGCUUGGGCCGAAAGUCGACGGACUCGGUUGCUCAGAUCACGGACGAGAGCGAGCGCGAGAAGGAUGACACUGUGACGGCGAAGAACAGGAGGAACCGGGCGAGUCUCCCUGCCUACUUCUCCCUCCUCACUUCGACCUCGCCUGCCGGCUCCCGGUCGCAGAAGAGCUUGUCGUCGCUCCAGACGCUUUCUAUGAUCUCGCGUUCUCUCCAGUCUUCGUCUUCCCCGCCUACUCCCCGCCUCGCAAAGCCGGUCGUGGACACGACGACGGCGUUCGCCACCGCGCAGAUGGGACGUGUUACCAAGCCUCACAUUGUCACCGCGGACGCAGCGCCUCGCGGCCGCAGCAGGCAGCGUGAUCCUGACGGGCGUUCAUCUUCCUCUCGACGCUCUGCUAGCCGCUCGCCGGGGGCGCGCGCUCACGCGCAUCACAACGCCCACGCUCGCGCACGUCUGGACAGCAUGGAAAAGGUCGCCGACUGGGUCGCACACAGCCCCGUGGUCGCCGCUAGCGUCCGCAUUGCUCGCCAGCAGGUUCAACACCACCCCCACCACCGUCGCAACAGCUCUCCCCCGCCGCUCCCCAAGUUUGAGAAGUCGCGUCCCGACUCCGGCGUGGACCUCGACAUCGGAUACAUCAACACCGCGGUCGAGGAGUUCGACGAGGAGGACGAGUGCGAGGAGCCCGAGCAAGAGCGGGGGUCUCGGCGAGGACGGCGGCGUACCGACGAACUGGACAAGUUGCCUCCGUGUGUCGACCGCAGUGCCCCCGGCUAUGGCAACGGGCGUAGCGGUCUCAUGGCGCGCGAACGCUCUCGCGGGAGGACGGUGACGUUGAAGCGGUGAACCAUCCGGUUCAGUUUGCGACUGGAAUGACGAUCGAACGACCAAAACCACGACUGCAUGUACGACCUCUCCUCUCCACGACACUCGCAUUAUUCCCUAGACGCAUUUCAGCCUACAUUCGCAUUGCCUUCGUCCUCGCAUCUCUCCUCGCUCCAUGUCACCCAAUCCUCCCCAAGUUGCUUUGUUGAUAUUCAACUAUCGUUGUGCCCGACCGCGCACAACCACGCCUCCACAUCCUUCCCUUCCAUCCGCUCGCCUGGUCCACGCUCCUCAAAAGCGCCUUGGGUCGCCGCCAGGCUCACCGGCUAUCGAGACCGCCCGCUCGCCGCUCUACUGCAGCUUAUCGGUCGUCCUCGUCACCUUCCGGUAUCUAGCUGCUGCCCUUGCCGCGCACUAUCUAUGUAUCUAUCGCAUCGACUUGCAUUGCCAUCCGAGCAUCUUCCGCCCCCAUCCAUCCAUUGCUGCCCUAUCUCUUGUCACCGCACGUUACACCCACACUCCGCAUCAUCCGCAUCCGUCAACAGCAAUCUCUAUCAAUAUCUAUUCCACCUCCGCUCACGCUCACCCACCCGCUCUCACACAUC